Molecule: messenger RNA, 1383 nt
Organism: Penicillium soppii
Lineage: Eukaryota; Fungi; Ascomycota; Eurotiomycetes; Eurotiales; Aspergillaceae
Product: MmgE/PrpD family protein
Exons: 4
Coding region: 1-1383 (460 amino acids)
Molecular function (GO): lyase activity
Source: RefSeq, a predicted model, not a curated record
AUGGCUGCCACAUCCAGUCAAGACACAAGAACUGAUCACCUAGUCAAAUGGGCUGUUGAACUAAAAUAUAGUGAUAUCCCUGACCAUGUUGUUCAACGUACCAAAGAUUUCUUCCUGGAUACGCUGGGCUGUGCCAUAGCGGGACGAAGUCACCCGGCUGUUUCUGCAAUGGUGCACUUUGCAGCUCAAAUGGGACCUUCCAGUGGCAAAAGCGAGCUCAUUGAUGGCUCCCAAAGUCUUACCACUAGUCCAGCAUUUGCUAGUUUUAUAAAUGCUGCUGCAUCCCAUGUUGUUGAGCAGGAUGAUCUUCAUAACCGAAGCAUCAUGCAUCCGGCGACUGUCAUUUUCCCUGCUGCUCUUGCGGUAGCUCAGGACAUUGAAGCUAGCGGAGAAGACUUUAUUGCGGCCUGUGUGGUUGGUUAUGAAGUCGGCUGCCGAGUUGGCGAGUAUCUAGGGAAGAGUCACUAUGAGAAGUUCCACACUACUGCUACGGGUGGAGUUAUCGGAGUUGCGGCGGCAGUAGCUCAUCUUCUCAGACUCGAUGCAAGCCAAACAUUAUCAGCAAUAGGAACAGCCGGAACACAAGCCGCAGGGUUAUGGCAAUUUUUGAUGGAUGCAACCCAUUCGAAACAAGUGCACACCGCUAAAGCCUGCUUCGAUGGUAUAUUCGCCGCCUAUAGUGCUCGCGAUGGUCUCCUAGGGCCACGGGAUAUCUUAGAAGGACCCCGCGCCAUGGGCGCCGCACUGGUCCCCGGUGAAACAAAUCCAGAGGCAAUUGACCGGGAUCUGGGUUCAGACUUUGCAGUUGUUCGCUCGAGCUUCAAGUGGCAUGCGUCUUGUCGGCACACUCACCCUAGUGUGGACGCACUGCUGAACCUGAUGGCCAACAACAGUGUUGCUUUUGAUGAUAUCGACUCUAUUCUCGUUCCCACUUACCAAGCUGCCAUCAAUGUACUUAGCUUGAGUGGGAAUGGUGAUACUGUCCACCAAAGCAAAUUUUCAAUGGGAUUCGUACUUGCCAUUGCGGCAAAGAAGGGACAGGCUAUGAUUACGGACUUUACAGAAGAAGAUCUAGCGGAUGAAUCUUUGCGUGAAUUUCAAAGUCGGGUCAAGAUGGAAUACAAUGCGGAAAUAGAUGCUCACUUCCCAGAAAGAUGGCAAGGAACUGUGAUCGUUACAUGCAAGUCUGGUAAGACUUUCAAAGAGUCGGUCACAUUUGCAAAGGGAGACCCAGAACUUCCUUUAACCAGAUCCGAAAUCGAGGCGAAAACCAAUGCGCUUGCUAGAUAUGGCGGUAUUACUGAUACGAAAAAAAUUGGCUCACUGAUCAAGAGAGCAUGGAAUUUGGAACAUGAAACAAAUGUUCGAGGAUUUGUUUUUUAA